AAAAGUGAGGUUGAUGUUAUUAAUUUCAAUUUGAACGGAAAAUCAAAGAUGCAGCGAUAAUUGUAGUGGAGAAAUUAAGGGAUUGUUUCUCUCUCUCUCUCUCUCUAUAUGUGUGUGUGUGUAAGGCAGGCAGGCAGGCAGGCAGCCAUGUUUUGUCCUCACCACUAUCUGACACACUGUUCCCCUCUUUCUCUCUUUCUCUCUCACUCUCUCUGACUAUAUGGCGUAAACUAGAUGGCUGAUAGUGCAAGCAAAGCAAAGCAAAGCAAAGCAAAGAGAGUACCUUUUUGUGUGAGUCAGUCUCUCUUAAUCUAAAACACCUUUCUUGUGCCGUGCCUUCCUCUUUGUCUUCUGCUUUUUCUCCAUUCUCCUCUAUAACCUCUUCUUCUCUUUCUCAUCAUUUCUAAUCUUUCUCUUUUCAUUUUACCCAAACACUAACUAGUAACUACUACUACCAUUUUGGAAUUCAUGAGAAAGAGAAAUACAAAAUAAUACCUACACUGGGAAACUGUGUAGUAUCAUUAAAAACUUCUCUUCUAAUGUUAAUCCUUCCUUCUCUUUUCAUUAGUGCGUCUUAUUUCCUUUUCCCAACAAAAUAGAUUGCUUCUCAUCAUCUAAUUAAAGAAUUACCAAUGGAACCUUCUUCAAGGCAAGAUGGAGGAGGAGAAAAUAUCCCAAUUCCAAUAAACAUUUCAAGUGUUGGUACUGUUAAUGGACAUGGUGGUGCUCACAAUAUGAUUCAUCAUCAUAAUCAACUACACAAUGUUAUAACAUCUUCCACAGUGGCAGUGGCAGUGGCAGUAGCAGCACCUCAUAACAACCCUUGUUCAAAUGGGACAACAGUUGGAGAGGUAGAUGAGUCAAGCUACAAGAAAGUGGAUGUGGUAGUUGUAAGGUACAGAGAAUGCCUAAAGAACCAUGCUGCUGCAAUGGGAGGGAAUGCAACAGAUGGUUGUGGUGAGUUCAUGCCAAAUGGAGAAGAGGGUACCAUAGAAGCACUUAUCUGCUCUGCCUGUCAUUGUCACAGAAACUUUCACAGAAAAGAAGUUGAAGGUGGUGGUGGUGGUAGUAUUACUGAUGACAUGCUGGAUAACUACCACCAUCACCACUCCUCCAACUUCAACUUCAACUUCAACAACAGAAAAUUCAUGUUACCAGCUCUUCCUGACCCUCAUAUUGGUUACCACCCUACUGCUGCUGCUGCUGCAGGUAAUAACAACAGCAACAUUCUUCCUUCUAGAGUUGUACCUCCACAUGUGCAUGGACAUGGCCAUAUCAUCAUGCCUUUCAACUACAACAUACCAUCCCUUCCUUCUGAAUCUGAUGAACAAGAAGAGGGUAGACACACACAGGUACCAGUAGUGAAGAAAAGGUUCAGGACAAAGUUUACACAGGAGCAGAAGGACAAAAUGCUGAGCUUUGCUGAAAAAGUUGGUUGGAAAAUUCAGAAGCAGGAGGAAUCACUGGUGCAACAGUUUUGCCAAGAGAUUGGAGUCAGAAGAAGAGUGCUCAAGGUUUGGAUGCAUAACAAUAAGCACAAUCUUGCCAAAAAAUUACAUACUAAUCUCCCACCAACUACUUCUGCUUAAAUUAUUAAUUACUGCAAAUAUAUAUAUAUUAGUAUUAGUCAUAAGUAAGAAAAAAGGAGUGUUGUUGUUGACUUUCCAAAUCAUGAUUUGUGUUAGACUUGUCUUGCUUUUCAAAGUAACAUUCAUUCUGUUUGUCUGUGUUGUGGUAAUUUAAUUAAUUAGUUUAGGAAUUUGCAUGUUAGAUCAGUUGAGUGAUGUUUCUCUUUUCAUUUCUCAAGGCUCAACAAGCCAUCAUCGUAUUCAUAUUUGGAAUACGGACUCUGACCUGAGUUGCCAUUUGUAUUACUUAUGGAAUGGAAUUUAUGUUACUUACAAAUUAUUAUUCUUA
This is a messenger RNA of Cicer arietinum (chickpea), 1917 nucleotides long. Its product is annotated as zinc-finger homeodomain protein 2. The record is from RefSeq and is a predicted model, not a curated record. NCBI's taxonomy places the organism in Eukaryota, Viridiplantae, Streptophyta, Magnoliopsida, Fabales, Fabaceae. Gene Ontology annotation, cellular component: nucleus. Gene Ontology annotation, biological process: regulation of developmental process; regulation of DNA-templated transcription. Gene Ontology annotation, molecular function: DNA-binding transcription factor activity; transcription cis-regulatory region binding.